CACAGGCUUUUAGGCUUGGCAGGGUGGGCUCCUUGAGAUCUCGUCUCUCAGCGAUGCAGGAUGAGCGAGUCAGAGGCGGAAGCUGAUGAGAAGCCCAAAGCUGAUGCCGAUGCUGCCGACACAGCUGCCGAUAGCGCGGACGAAGCUGUGGAGGCGGCCGAUGCCACCGACACGAGUGCCGCAGAUGCCGCAGACGCAGAUGCAGCAGAUUCGGAUGCCGCCGCCAAUGUCGCAGUUGCGGUCGAGGGCGUCACUGGCAAGGGCGAGGUGACUUCACCAAAGAACAAGGAGAAGAGAGAGAAGCCUCCCGAUGGCCUUAUUUGGGCCAGCCUGCACAACUCCAAAGCCACCGAAAGCAGGCUUAAGCACGUUAAGGUUCUGGUCCCAAAGGACCUCAACGUCACGGAGAUCCGGCGCUUCACCUGUGGCAAGGUGGGUUGUCCAUUCCGAGAGUUCCAGCUCGAAAUCGAUGGCAAGCAAAUGUGGGCAGGACGGGAACAGCCUUUCCUGAAUGUGGAGUGCGAGUGCCGCGUCAAGUGGAGGCGGGUGAACCGCCUGGCGAGGCUCAUGCAGCAGAAGAAGAUCGGCGGCAUCAACGGCCUGUGCCGCCAGAAUGGCCGCACCGUGCUGCACCACAUUGCCCUCAACGGCGAUGUGGAGCUUUUCAGGGAGGUGUUGAACGAUCCCAACGCGGAUGACAACCUCAUCAACGUCCGGGACAAGUUGGGUGAUACAGCACUGACCCUUGCAUCGAUCACAGGCUACAUUGAGAUUGCUUCAGCCUGCCUUGAGCAGGAGGCGGAUGUUGAGGUCCACAACGGCAAGGGCCGGACGGCUUUGCUGCUGGCAGCAGAACAUGGCCAUUCGGAUGUGGUUCAGUCGCUCUUGAUGAUGAAGGCAAAGUUGGAUCCUGGCAAGGGAACCACCUGUCCCAGCGCCAUGUACCUGGCCCAGCUGAACCAAAGAGAUGGCGUGGUGAAAACUAUUCUGCGCUACCUGAAAGACAAUGAGGGUGAUGAUGAGUGGUGAAGCCAAGUCAAUCAGUCCUUGUCGCAAGGCAUGCGUGCCAUGAUCGUGGCGGAUUGUUUGAC
Molecule: messenger RNA, 1091 nt
Organism: Effrenium voratum
Lineage: Eukaryota; Dinophyceae; Suessiales; Symbiodiniaceae
Source: the annotation of a GenBank genome assembly